Messenger RNA from Talpa occidentalis (Iberian mole), 6845 nucleotides. RefSeq names its product SET domain containing 1B, histone lysine methyltransferase (gene SETD1B). Gene Ontology annotation, molecular function: RNA binding; histone H3K4 methyltransferase activity; protein binding. Gene Ontology annotation, cellular component: Set1C/COMPASS complex. The record is from RefSeq and is a predicted model, not a curated record. Lineage: Eukaryota; Metazoa; Chordata; Mammalia; Eulipotyphla; Talpidae.
GCCCGGCGGGGAUGUCGGGGUAACGGCAUGGAGAACAGCCACCCCCCCGCGCUCCAGCAGCCCCCGCCGCAGCCCGGGCCCGCGGGCGAGAGGAGGAACCACCACUGGAGAAGUUACAAGUUGAUGAUCGACCCGGCGCUCAAGAAGGGGCACCACAAGCUGUACCGCUACGAUGGGCAGCACUUCAGCCUGGCGAUGUCCAGCAACCGGCCGGUGGACAUCGUGGAGGACCCCCGGGUCGUCGGGAUCUGGACCAAGAACAAGGAGCUGGAGCUGUCGGUGCCCAAAUUCAAGAUCGAUGAGUUCUACGUGGGCCCGGUGCCGCCGAAGCAGGUGACGUUCGCCAAGCUCAACGACAACAUCCGCGAAAACUUCCUGAGGGACAUGUGCAAGAAGUAUGGCGAGGUGGAGGAGGUGGAGAUCCUGUACAACCCCAAGACCAAGAAGCACCUGGGCAUCGCCAAGGUGGUCUUUGCCACGGUCAGGGGCGCCAAGGAGGCGGUGCAGCACCUGCACAGCACUUCGGUCAUGGGCAACAUCAUCCACGUGGAGCUGGACACCAAAGGGGAAACCCGCAUGAGGUUCUACGAGCUGUUGGUCACGGGCCGGUACACACCCCAGACCCUGCCAGUGGGGGAGCUGGAUGCUGUCUCUCCUAUCGUGAAUGAGACCCUGCAGCUGUCAGAUGCCCUGAAGCGCUUCAAGGAUGGCGGCCUGUCUGCAGGCUGUGGCUCUGGCUCAUCCUCUGUCACCCCUAAUAGUGGCGGGACACCCUUUUCCCAGGACACUGCUUACUCCAGCUGCCGCCUGGACACCCCCAACUCCUACGGACAGGGCACACCGCUCACGCCGCGCCUGGGCACCCCCUUCUCGCAGGACUCCAGCUACUCCAGCCGUCAGCCCACACCCUCCUACCUCUUUGGCCAGGAUCCCACAACAACUUUCAAGGCCCGGCGCCACGAGAGCAAGUUCACGGACGCCUACAACCGCCGCCACGAGCAUCAUUAUGUCCACAACUCUGCCGCGGUCGCCGCGGUGGUGGGGGCCGCCGCUGCCUUCCGGGGCGCCGCGGACCUCCCGUUCGGGGCGGUGGGCAGCAGCGCGGGCAGCGGCGGCCCACCUUUCAAGGCGCAGCCGCAAGAGCCAGCCACGUUUGCCCACACUCCGCCGCCCGCCCAGGCCGCCCCUGCUCCCGGAGUGACGUUCAAGUCGGCGUUCUCCCCGUACCAGGCCCCCGCGCCCCCCUUCCCCCCGCCCCCCGAAGAGCCCGGCGCCACGUCCACCUUUGGGGCCCGUGACGGUGGGGAGUUCCGGAGGGCACCCGUGCCCCCGCCCCUGCCGCCCGCCGAACCCCUGGCCAAGGAGAAGCCAGGCACGCCCCGCCCGCCGCCCCCUGACGCUAACAGCAUGGAGCUGGGGGGCCGGCCCACCUUUGGCUGGAGCCCCGAACCCUGUGACAGCCCCGGCACCCCGACACUGGAGUCAUCGCCCGCAGGGCCGGAGAAGCCCCACGACAGCCUGGACUCGCGCAUCGAGAUGCUGCUGAAGGAGCAGCGCACCAAGCUGCCCUUCCUCCGCGAGCAGGACUCGGACACGGAGCUGCAGAUGGAGGGCAGCCCCAUCUCCUCCUCCUCCUCCCAGCUCUCGCCCCUCGCCCCCUUCGGCACGAACUCCCAGCCAGGGUUUCGAGGCCCCACACCGCCCUCCUCGCGCCCCUCCAGCACCGGCCUGGAGGACAUCAGCCCCACGCCGCUGCCCGACUCUGAUGAGGACGAUGAGCUUGACCUGGGCCUGGGAUCCCGGCCCCCUCCCAAGCCAGGCCCCCCGGACCCUGCCAGUCUUUUGGGUCAGACAGCUGAGGUGGCCUUGGACCUGGCUGGAGACAGGACCCCAACCUCAGAGAAGAUGGAUGAGGGCCAGCCGUCCUCCGGCGAGGACAUGGAGAUCUCAGACGAUGAGAUGCCCUCCGCCCCCAUCACCAGCGCCGACUGCCCCAAGCCCAUGGUGGUGACCUCAGGGGCCGCGGCUGUGGCAGCCCCCUCCGUGCUGGCCCCGACCCUGCCACUGCCCCCACCCCCCGGCUUCCCACCACUGCCCCCACCCCCGCCCCCACCCCCACCCCAGCCCGGCUUCCCCAUGCCCCCACCUCUGCCCCCACCACCUCCCCCACCGCCCCCAGCCCACCCGGCUGUGGCUGUGCCCCCACCCCCCCUGCCAGGGCCGCCCGGCGUCCCGCCCCCGCCCAUCCUGCCACCGCUGCCCCCCUUCCCGCCCGGGCUGUUUCCUGUGAUGCAGGUGGACAUGAGCCACGUGCUGGGUGGCCAGUGGGGCGGCAUGCCCAUGUCCUUCCAGAUGCAAACGCAGAUGCUGAGCCGGCUGAUGACCGGCCAGGGCGCCUGCCCCUACCCUCCAUUCAUGGCCGCGGCCGCGGCCGCCGCCUCAGCAGGACUGCAGUUUGUCAACCUGCCCCCAUACCGGGGCCCUUUCUCCCUGGGCAACGCCGGCCCCGGCCGUGGGCAGCCCUGGCCCCCGCUGCCCAAGUUUGACCCGUCGGUGCCACCACCAGGCUAUGUGCCGCGCCAAGAGGACCCGCACAAGGCCACGGUGGACGGCGUCCUGCUGGUGGUCCUCAAGGAGCUCAAGGCCAUCAUGAAGCGCGACCUGAACCGCAAGAUGGUGGAGGUGGUGGCCUUCCGCGCCUUCGACGAGUGGUGGGACAAGAAGGAGCGGCUGGCCAAGGCCUCGCUGACCCCAGUGAAGUCGGGGGAGCACAAGGAUGAAGACAGGCCGAAGCCCAAGGACCGCAUCGCCUCGUGCCUGCUGGAGUCGUGGGGCAAGGGCGAGGGCCUGGGCUACGAGGGCCUGGGCCUGGGCAUCGGGCUGCGAGGGGCCAUCCGCCUGCCCUCCUUCAAGGUCAAGAGGAAGGAGCCGCCGGACACGGCCUCGGCCGGUGACCAGAAGCGCCUGCGGCCCUCGACCUCCGUGGAUGAGGAAGACGAAGAGUCCGAGCGCGAGCGGGACCGGGACAUGGCCGACGCCCCCUGCGAGCUGGCCAAGCGGGACCCCAAGGGCGUGGGCGUGCGGCGGCGGCCGGCGCGGCCCCUGGAGCUGGACAGCGGCGGGGAGGAGGACGAGAAGGAGUCGCUGUCGGUGUCCUCGUCCUCGUCUGCGUCCUCAUCCUCGGGGUCCUCCACGACCUCGCCCUCCUCCUCCGCCUCUGACAAGGAGGAGCGGGAGAGCUCCGAGGACGAGGCGGAGGCCGAGGCGGAGGAGGAAGGUCCCCGGAGCCAGGUCUCCUCGUCCUCCACCUCGUCCGCAUCAGAUAAGGACGACGAGGACGACAGCGACGACCAGGACGAGUCUGAGGACGAGGACGAGGACACCGCCCUGUCGGAGGCGAGCGAGAAGGAAGGCGGGGACUCCGACGGAGAGGAGACGGUGAGCAUCGCCACCUCCAAGGCCAGACCUGGGUCCUCCAGCCAGAGUUCCGAGUCUUCUGGGUUCGAGUCAAGCUCCGAGUCUUCGUCGUCAUCCUCAGAGGAUGAAGAGGAGCUGGGGGCCGGGGAGGAGGAGGAGCAGGAGGAGGACGCGGCGGCGGCGGACGAGAACAUGGCUCCCGCUGCCCCGGAGGACGACCUCGAGGAGGACGUAGCCACCAUGGCUGCGGGCGACGUACCUGUGACGGAGUCUGUGGGCAUGGAAGAGGAGGUGGACGUUGAGGAUGAGGCCCCGGAGGAGCAGGUCUGCCCCAUGCUGGAGGAGCCCCUCUUGCUGCCCGUGGAUGUCAAGGAGGUGGCAGGCUGCAAGGAGCCCCCUGAGGAGCUGGGCCUGAACCAGGAGGGGGCCAGGUUGAUGUCUCCAGAGCCCCCCACUAAGGAGGUGGAGGCCCGGCCACCGCCGUCACCGGAGCACGUUCCAGAGAAAGACGUGGAGGCCGAGGCCAGGCCUCCUCCGAUGCUCUCCUUACCACUGCAGCCACCCUUGCCGCCCCCUCGACCGCCCAGGCCGCCUAGCCCACCACCGGAGCCCAAGACCCCUGACCCCCCACACCCACCCACCCCCCUGGAGCCUCCCCCUGAGGACCAGCCCCCACGCACUCCAGGCCUCUGUGGCAGCCUGGCCAAGUCGCAGAGCACGGAGACGGUGCCGGCCACACCGAGUGGGGACCCCCCACUGUCAGGGGGCAGCAGUGGCCUGUCACUGAGCUCCCCACAGGUGCCCGGCAGCCCCUUUUCCUACCCAUCCCAGUCCCCCAGUUUGAGCAGUGGGGGCCUCCCCAGGACACCUGGCCGGGACUUCAGCUUUACACCCACCUUCCCCGAGCCCGGGGCACCCCUGCUCCUGCCCGUUUGCCCCCUCCCAGCUGGCCGGCGUGAUGAGCGGGCUGGUCCCCUGGCUUCCCCGGUACUCCUGGACACGGGCCUGCCCCUCCCACUGCCUUUGCCCCUGCCCCUGCCCCUGGCAUUGCCUGUACCUGUCCUGAGGGCCCAGACUCGGCCCCCCACCCAGUUGCCACCCCUGCUGCCUGCCCCGCUGGCCCCCUGCCCGCCCCCCAUCAAGAGGAAGCCGGGCCGGCCCCGGCGAUCCCCGCCGGCUGUGCUCUCCCUGGAUGGUCCUCUUGUCCGGCCUCCGGGGGCGGCUGCCCUGGGCAGGGAGCUCUUGCUCUUGCCAGGCCAGCCACAGACCCCUGUCUUCUCCAGUACCCAUGAUCCUCGGGCUGUGACCCUGGACUUCCGGAACGCGGGGAUCCCGGCCCCCCCACCGCCUCUACCCCCCCAGCCACCCCCGCCCCCACCCCCACCCCCUGUUGAGCCUACCAAGCUGCCCUUUAAGGAGCUGGAGAACCAGUGGCCCUCUGAGGCCAUCCCUCCGGGCCCCCGCGGGCGCGAUGAGCUCACCGGGGAGUUAAUGGACAUAGCCAAGGGGCGGGGGCCCUGGCGCCGGCCCCCCAAGAAGCGUCAUGAGGACCUGAUAGGCUCGGCCUCGCCUGAGCUCUCACCCCCGCAGCCCCUCUUCCGGCCCCGGUCAGAGUUCGAGGAGAUGACCAUCCUGUAUGACAUCUGGAAUGGCGGCAUCGACGAGGAAGACAUACACUUCCUGUGUGUCACCUACGAGCGGCUGCUGCAGCAGGACAACGGCAUGGACUGGCUCAACGACACCCUCUGGGUGUACCACCCCUCCACCAGCCUCUCUUCAGCCAAGAAAAAGAAACGGGACGAUGGCAUCCGAGAGCACGUGACGGGCUGUGCCCGCAGCGAGGGCUUCUACACCAUCGACAAGAAGGACAAGCUCAGAUACCUCAACAGCAGCCGUGCCAGCACCGAUGAGCCCCCCGCAGACACCCAGGGCAUGAGCAUCCCCGCGCAGCCGCACGCCUCCACGCGGGCCGGCUCCGAGCGGCGCUCCGAGCAGCGGCGCCUCCUGUCCUCCUUCACGGGCAGCUGUGACAGCGACCUGCUCAAGUUCAACCAGCUCAAGUUUCGGAAGAAGAAGCUCAAAUUCUGCAAAAGCCACAUCCACGACUGGGGCCUGUUCGCCAUGGAGCCGAUCGCCGCCGACGAGAUGGUCAUCGAGUACGUGGGCCAGAACAUCCGCCAGGUGAUCGCCGACAUGCGGGAGAAGCGGUACGAGGACGAGGGCAUCGGCAGCAGCUACAUGUUCCGGGUGGAUCACGACACCAUCAUCGACGCCACCAAGUGCGGCAACUUCGCACGCUUCAUCAACCACAGCUGCAACCCCAACUGCUACGCCAAGGUCAUCACGGUGGAGUCGCAGAAGAAGAUCGUCAUCUACUCGAAGCAGCACAUCAACGUCAACGAGGAGAUCACCUACGACUACAAGUUCCCCAUCGAGGACGUCAAGAUCCCCUGUCUCUGCGGCUCCGAGAACUGUCGGGGGACCCUCAACUAGGCCCUGGGGCCUGGUCUCACCUCCCACCCCCAUUUCAGGUGCUGUCCCUCUGCCCAGCGGCCAUGUCGGGCCCGGCGCCCCCAACACUACCCUGUCCCAUCCGCAGCUCCGGCCCCUCAGUGGGAAAGGGCUUCUGUCGCAGUCCAGGUCUCUCUCGCUUGUUUUUUAACGGCUCCUUGCAGGACUGUUGGACGUGGCCAUCAGCCUCUGUCUCCCCCUCUGCCUUUCUCUCUCCCGUCUCCGUCUGAGUGUCUUUUCUCUUUCCAGUUUUCAUCUUCAGCCUCACCGUGAAUGCUGCUAUGUCGUCUGUCUUCUGUAUUUUCUUCCUCAUCAUAAGAAAAGACAUUUUAACCGUUGAAAUGUGAAGGCAGAAUCAGAGAGCGGGGACCCCUGGCAGAGGCCACAGGGGCCUCGGUGCGCCGGUGUGGGGCCCAGGCCGGGGCCCCCCCAGGCCAGGGUGCCGCCUGGUGCUGCCGAGAGGAGGAGACCAUGGCUCCACCUCAGAACACUAGGCGAGGCCCCCCUCUCGCCAGCCCACCCCACUCAGCAGACCCCACCCUUCCCAUCUCCCCAGUCUGUUUUCUCCCCAGCAGUUGGGGGCGCCACCUCCCCAGCACACGCUGGUGGAGCCAGGCUGGUCCCGGGCAGGAAAUUCUCCUCUGGGCUCUCACCGCACACCUCGCCACCCCAAAAAUCUUGGGUUCAGUGUUUACUUUCUCAUUCGAAUGCCAGCAACGAGGGAGCCUCCCGGAGCCCCCAGUGCGCGCCAGGGCCACCAGGAGGGUCCCACUUGCUCUCCUGCCUGCAUCAUGCCCCCAGGCAGGCAUCAUGCCCCCAGGCAGGCAGGAGUGUGGGGGCGUCCCACCUUACGGGUGUCUGAGUGGAUUCGUGUGGCAUUUAUUACUUUGUUUAUAAGCUUCACCCGCUCACCCCAG